UCUCUCUCUCUCUCUCUCUCUCUCUCCCUUCUGGGCUUUUCACCCUUCACGCCUCUGUUUUCCAUAUCUCUAUCACCACUCACUUUCUCCAUUCUCCUGCAUUUUGUCUUUGAAUCUUGAAAGUCCAAACCAUUCACCACCACCCCUAUUCAAAGUCAGCAUUUUCGUCUCUUUAUAUAUUCUUGUUUGUGGCGAUUGCGUCAUCCGUGGGUUUGAUUGUACCUGAAGGGAUUGUGUUUUCCAGCUUUAUUGCAUUGAAAUCUUAUUCCCUUUUUGAAUUCUGGGUCAUUGGUCGCUGGUCGUGUACAGUUUUGGAUUCGGGUCGUUUUCUCUUUUGAGUUUACUGUUUGUUCUUCUUCUUUUUAUUUUUUUAGAAUAGAAAAUAUGGAAAAAUAGUGGUUGGUGAUGAGCUACUUGAGAUUUGGACGUUUGUUUUGCUUGUGGUGAUUUUUGAAUAUAAAAGAAGGGGAAAUCUGUGUUGUGUUAACAAACAAUGGUGUUUUGGGCAACAGUAGAGACAAUUGGGUUGUUGUGAUUGCCUGAUUAGGUUUUCGAUUUACAUCAAAUUCAUUAGGUUUUUUUUUCUUUUCCAUUCAAGGAAUAUGCCUGGUUGAUGAGUUAAUAUUGUUUACCAAAGAAGGGCUGUGUGUUCAAUAUUUUAUGUUCUAAGGUUCUUCUUUUUGAUAGAUUAUGAUCGUUCUAUAGCAAAUUCGGCAAUGAUGAUCUUGUUCAUGACAAUCUUGUUGUUUUAGGAUAACAGGUUGACAGAUUGUUUGUGUGUUUAGAUUCUGUCUUGUAUCCUUUUGCUGUUUCAAUUACUGUUUGGUAAUUGGUAUUAUCUGUUUGGGUUGUGCUGCUUUCAAUGUCGGAGAUGGAUCCAAUGAAAGGUGACAGUAUUGAGGAGAUCAAUGUAGAAAAGAAGGCGGAUGACCACGAAGGUGGUGAGAAUUCAAAACUGAGGGGCAGUGGAAGUGUUAGUAACAAAGAAAUGAUUUUCAGAGCAGAUAAGAUUGAUUUGAAAAACUUAGAUAUACAGCUUGAGAAGCAUUUGAGCAGGGUUUGGUCCAAAAUUGAUGACAAAAGGCCUAAAGAAGAGUGGGAGAUUGAUUUAGCUAAAUUGGAUAUAAGAUAUAUCGUAGCUCAAGGGACCUAUGGUUCUGUAUACAGGGGUAUUUAUGAUGAUCAAGAUGUUGCAGUGAAGAUCUUGGACUGGGGGGAAGAUGGUUAUGCGACAGAUGCUGAAACUGCUGCUCUGCGAGCAUCUUUUCAGAAAGAAGUUGCCGUUUGGCACAAGCUUGAUCAUCCUAAUGUUACAAGGUUCAUUGGAGCUUCAAUGGGAACCUCUAAUCUUAAGAUUCCUUCAAAAAACUCUUCUAGUGAUGGUCCGAAUUUUCAUCCUGCUAGAGCAUGUUGUGUUGUUGUGGAGUUUCUUGCUGGUGGGACACUAAAACAAUAUUUGAUAAAAAACAGAAAAAAGAAACUUGCCUUGAAGGUUGUGAUCCAACUUGCUUUGGACCUCUCAAGAGGCCUUAGCUAUCUGCAUUCCAAGAAAAUUGUGCACCGUGAUGUCAAAACAGAAAAUAUGUUGCUGGAUAUCGAUAGAAACUUAAAAAUAGCUGAUUUCGGUGUUGCUCGUGUCGAAGCUCAAAAUCCAAGGGACAUGACUGGUGAAACUGGCACCCUAGGAUACAUGGCCCCAGAGGUUCUGGAUGGUAAGCCAUAUAACAGAAGGUGUGAUGUCUACAGUUUUGGCAUAUGCUUAUGGGAAAUGUACUGCUGUGAUAUGCCUUACCCUGACCUUAGCUUUGCUGAUGUAUCAUCUGCUGUUGUUCGACAGAAUUUACGACCAGAAAUUCCAAGAUGUUGUCCUAGUUCUUUGGCUAGUGUCAUGCGGAAGUGCUGGGAUGGAAACGCAAAUAAACGACCUGAAAUGGAUGAAGUGGUGAAAAUGUUGGAAGCAAUUGAUACAAGCAAAGGAGGUGGAAUGAUACCUGAAGACAAAAAUCCAGGUUGUUUCUGUUUUACCCCUGCUCGCGGUCCUUGAUGUUGUUAUUCUCUGUACCCUGCACCAAAAGAAAUUGAUUGGGUGUUUUUAUGCCAAAAGAUGAUCAAAACAAAAGCAAAAGAGAAGGAUGAUAUUCUUUUUCCUCUUCUUAGAUAUCCUUCUCAGCUUUGGAUUGCUGCUAGUUACACAAUCCUUCUUAGGAGAAGGUUUUAUCAAUUUUACAUCGAAACUGUAUAUAUGCAGCUUCUCUCUUAUGUGUGGUCUG
This is a messenger RNA of Argentina anserina (silverweed cinquefoil), 2270 nucleotides long. Its product is annotated as serine/threonine-protein kinase STY13. The coding region runs from base 863 to 2044 and encodes 393 amino acids. The record is from RefSeq and is a predicted model, not a curated record. Gene Ontology annotation, biological process: protein phosphorylation. The transcript is spliced from 6 exons. Lineage: Eukaryota; Viridiplantae; Streptophyta; Magnoliopsida; Rosales; Rosaceae. Gene Ontology annotation, cellular component: plasma membrane. Gene Ontology annotation, molecular function: ATP binding; protein serine/threonine kinase activity.